Molecule: messenger RNA, 4172 nt
Organism: Stegastes partitus (bicolor damselfish)
Lineage: Eukaryota; Metazoa; Chordata; Actinopteri; Pomacentridae
Gene: clcn7
Product: chloride channel 7
Exons: 25
Coding region: 102-2525 (807 amino acids)
Biological process (GO): chloride transport; transmembrane transport
Cellular component (GO): lysosomal membrane; intracellular membrane-bounded organelle
Molecular function (GO): chloride:proton antiporter activity
Source: RefSeq, a predicted model, not a curated record
GGAGUGAUCAUGGGGAGAUGAGGAAGAAUAACAGUGGUUAGCCAGCAGCUGUUGAAGUGUUUUUUCGACCGUUUGAGCGGCGACCUAGCGGGGGGGCCAGCAUGGCUAACAUCACCAAGAAGGUUUCGUGGUCCAGCCGAGCCGACGAGUCCGCGGCCGCCGGGGAGGGGACACCGCUGCUCAACGGCUCCGAGCAGCCGCAGCACUCUAGACAGCUGUCUGGAGGAGGCAGUUUAUUUCAAAUAGGCAGACUCAGCACGGUGGAUUUGGAAGAGGAGAUAACAUCAGAUGAGGACUCUCUGAGGGGGCGGCCUAAAGAGAUCCCGCACAAUGAGAAGCUGCUGUCGCUUAAAUAUGAGAGUCUGGACUAUGAUAACAUUGAAAACCAGCUGUUUCUAGAAGAGGAGAGGAGGAUGAGUUAUAUGGGUUUUCGCUGUCUGGAGAUCAGUCGCUGGGUGGUCUGUGGUCUGAUCGGCUUUCUGACUGGCCUCAUUGCCUGCUUUAUCGACAUCGUGGUGGAGCAGUUGGCUGGGAUCAAAUACCAAGUGGUCAAAGAGAACAUAGAAAAGUUUACAGAGGCGGGUGGACUGUCCAUCUCUCUGAUCCUCUGGGCUGUCCUCAACUCCACCUUCGUCAUGAUGGGAGCCAUCAUAGUUGCUUUUUUUGAACCCAUAGCAGCGGGAAGUGGUAUUCCUCAGAUAAAAUGUUACCUAAACGGAGUCAAGAUUCCCAGGGUUGUACGACUCAAGACACUGGUGGUGAAAGUGUGCGGUGUUAUCUGUUCGGUGGUUGGCGGUCUUGCUGUCGGGAAGGAAGGUCCCAUGAUUCACUCUGGUGCUGUUGUAGCUGCAGGAGUCUCGCAGGGCAGAAGCACCUCUUUAAAGAGGGACUUCAAGAUCUUUGAAUACUUCCGGAGAGACACAGAAAAAAGGGACUUUGUUUCUGCUGGAGCUGCUGCUGGAGUUUCUGCUGCUUUUGGAGCACCAGUUGGCGGCGUUUUGUUCUCUCUAGAGGAGGGAGCUUCCUUCUGGAACCAGAUGCUGACAUGGAGGAUAUUCUUUGCCUCCAUGAUCUCCACCUUCACUCUGAACUUCUUCCUUAGUAUCUAUCACGCAAAUCCAGGAGACCUUUCUAAUCCAGGUCUCAUCAACUUUGGACGCUUCGAGAGCGAUAGUGUGGCCUAUAACCUCUAUGAAAUUCCCUUGUUCAUCGCUAUGGGAGCUAUAGGUGGAUUGUUAGGAGCACUCUUCAACGUUCUCAACUACUGGCUGACCAUCUUCAGGAUUAGAUACGUUCAUCGGCCGUGCUUGCAAGUGAUGGAGGCCAUGUUGGUUGCUGCAGUGACUGCAACGGUGUCAUUCGCCAUGAUCUACUUCUCCAAUGACUGUCAGCCUCUGGGGCCAGAACACACUGAGGAGUAUCCGCUGCAGUUGUUCUGUGCAGAUGGGGAGUAUAACUCCAUGGCAACAGCCUUCUUCAACACUCCCGAGAGAAGUGUUCGUAGUCUCUUCCACAAUCAGCCAGGAACCUACAAUCCUCUGACACUGGGUUUGUUCACACUGACCUACUUCUUCCUGGCGUGUUGGACUUAUGGUCUGGCCGUGUCUGCUGGAGUCUUCAUCCCGUCUCUUCUGAUAGGAGCAGCCUGGGGGAGGCUCUGUGGAAUCCUUCUGGCCUCCAUCACCUCCAACAGCUCCACUAGUGCACAAGACAGCACCGCGAUCUGGGCUGACCCUGGGAAAUAUGCCUUGAUUGGAGCUGCAGCUCAGUUAGGUGGCAUUGUGAGAAUGACUCUCAGUUUGACCGUCAUUAUGGUGGAGGCAACAGGAAAUGUCACAUACGGCCUUCCCAUCAUGCUUGUUCUCAUGACUGCCAAGAUAGUAGGAGAUUACUUUGAAGAGGGCUUAUAUGACAUUCACAUCAAGCUGCAGAGCGUUCCCUUCCUGCACUGGGAGGCUCCUGCCACCUCCCACUGGCUGACCGCCAGAGAGGUGAUGAGUUCUCCAGUCACCUGUUUGAACAGGGUAGAGAAGGUGGGAACCAUCGUCGACGUCCUUAGCAACACGUCAACCAAUCACAACGGCUUCCCUGUCGUCGUGCAGGUUUCCGGGAGCGAUGAGUCAGGGAAACUCUGUGGCCUCAUCCUUCGCUCUCAGCUCAUCGUUCUUCUCAAGCACAAGGUUUUUGUGGAGUUGGCCCGAUCCCGGUUGACUCGGCGGAAACUCCAGCUAAAAGACUUCAGAGACGCCUACCCUCGCUUCCCCCCGAUCCAAAGCAUCCACGUCUCCCAGGACGAGAGGGAGUGUAUGAUGGACCUCACUGAGUUCAUGAACCCAACGCCUUACACAGUACCACAGGAAACAUCUCUGCCACGCGUGUUUAAGUUGUUCCGAGCUCUGGGGCUUAGACACCUGGUAGUAGUAGAUGACGAGAACAGGGUGGUUGGACUGGUGACCCGGAAAGACUUGGCCAGAUAUCACCUGGGCAAACAUGGACUCGAGGAGCUUCAGCUGGCCCAGACAUAGUAUAGACACACACAGACACACACAUGAACUAUGGCCACCUAUUGCCUCAGAAGCUGUUGACCACCAGCUAUGCAGCCCACAAGGAGCUCUCUCUUAUUCUUUAAAUAUUUAUUAAAAAUAACUGCCCCUCUGUUAAAUUACUCUGAUUUGUUAUUUGACCGACACUUUACUGAUUAUCCACCAGGUUCUCGUGAAGGAAACACGCAAUACUUUAGUUGCUUUGAUUUUUUUUUUUUCCUUUUUGUUUUGACUGUGUCUUACAUUUUUGCUGCAUUUUAUCUGCAUCUGUGAAGUCGGAAUGACAGGAUCACCUAAAGUAAAAGCCCGUUUGCCAGUUUACCAGCAGUUUCAUCUGCAUUUGCUGGUAACUGGAAAACUUUCUGCUUUGUUUUAUCCACAAGAACAUUCACAUGUAUGUCUGUCUGUUGUUAGUCCUAUUGUGCCUCCUGACCAUCUAACCUUACCAGUUAAACAGUUUAUAGUUACCGUAUGAAGUCAUGCAGAUGGAUACUACGGAAAUCACAUCUGGUCCGGUGUAGAGGAUUCAGGGGAUUACUGUGAGAAAAGAAUUUGUUUUCAUUUCAUUAUUGAUGACUUGAAAACAGGAAUCGAUGUUUCUACAGUAGCCCAGAGUGGACAAACCAGACACUGGCUCCAGAGAGGGCUUUUUGUGUGUUUUGAGGUUGUAGUGUGAGUCGAGAGGUAUUCAAUUCACUGGAUGCAACCUAAUCCCGCACACCGGACCUUCUAAUUACAUUUUAAUGUGGGUGAGAUUGGUGCUUUUUAUGUCUUUCUAUUGAGACUUCAAGUGGUUUGCUUUCAAAAACGGAUUCCGAGUAAGUGUUCAAGUGUUCAAGAGUUUAUGUCACAUCCACUAUGCAGUUAAGGUUUGCAGUGUUUUCCAUGUUUGUGUAGCUUUGCACUGAAUGAAUGCUGUUAUUUAUUGUUGAUGAUGAAUGCUUGUUUUAAUUUAAAGUGUGUGGGUUGGGCUGACGUGUGGUCAAAAUGUAGGUUUUACGUUCCAUCAUUAAGCACUCUUUCCUGUUUGAUUUUUGGGUGAAAGUGAGAAAACUGAAUAUCUGUCUAUCUAAAGACAGAUCUGUUAUGUGGAGAUGUAGAUCCUUCCUCCCCCCUCUUUUUCUAUCAGCUUUAUUAAGCACACACACACACACACAUAUGUAUAUAUAUGUGUGUGUGUGUGUGUGCUACAGUCAGUACAAACUAGACUGAUACUCAAAGGUAUGAACGUUUUUUAUCACUCCAAAGUUUUGCACUUUGACUGCUACUGAAAAAUCUCUGUUUGUUGAGAUGCACCCACAAGUGUCCCUCGUGAAGCUCUUUAUGAAUGUAAACCGUCAUUUACCACCUAUGUUCUCUUUAAAACUAAUCAGUUUAUCUUAGCUUUACCCAGACAAGGUCAUAAAACACAUUUUUCUCUGAUUAAUUAUUUAGUGAGUUUGUAAAUCUAACAUUUCUUCAGUUGUCAGUGUUAAUUUUUUUUUUUUGCGCAUUUCAUUGGUUUUACACAUUUUGUUUCCCUUUUGUUGUACAGUUUUAGAUGUAAAAAACGUCAACUUGUCUCUAUUUUAUAACCACUGGAUAAACAUUUUGUGAAUUAAUAAAGUUGAAAUGUCUCUAUUGUUGUAA